Stylonychia lemnae is the source of this 900-nucleotide messenger RNA. The record is from the annotation of a GenBank genome assembly. Lineage: Eukaryota; Ciliophora; Spirotrichea; Sporadotrichida; Oxytrichidae.
AUGAAAAACUUUUUCAAGGAAAUUUCCAAAGCUUCAAAGUAAUAAUCGAAAUUGCUCAGUUACUCUGAGAAGUAACUUUCCUUGAUGAGAGAUCUACGAUAAUCUAACUACUUUAGAGCUCUUACUGGGAAAGAAUAAGAGGCUAUAUCAAUCUAAGAUAACAGAGAUUUAUCAAAUUCCAACCCUAAUAAUAAUGUAAUAAUUGUUAGUGAGCAUUCCUCAAAUGAUGUCAAAUACUCAAAGAUAUUAGAUGAAGAGGAGCCUUUCUUGAGAUCACAUGAGGCAACUGAUGUUGGUGUAUUCGAUUUAACAAGUUCGAUAUCAGAAAUGAGCAAAACUCUUGCUGUUUGUUCUAAUUUUUCAAAGCUCAUUAUAGAUCCUGCUUAGCCUAUUUUGAGUUAGAGAUUAGUAAGAGAAUACUACAGAGAAGAAGAAUAGUCUGGAGUAAAAAUUCCUAUCUCUAUAAAUCAUCAAGGUUAUAGGCUGUUUGAUAGACUCGAGACUUACUAUCUGGAAUAUCAUAAAAUACUUCUUGAUGUUUUGGAAUUCAUUCAACCAAAUAUAGUUCUAAAUAUUCAUACUCAUGAUCCAGAUUUGUCUUAAACAGACCUUGAUGCUUUAAUAUAUACUCCCGAAGAUGAUUCUAAAUUCACUAAUGAAAUAAUCUAAUCACUUGAAAAGCUAAAUUUAAAAACUCUAAUUAAGAAAAAACUAAGAUAAAAUGACCAUUAAUUUUGUAGUCCUGUUUUAUUUGAAAACUUGAUCUAUUAUUACCAAGAUAAAACUCUGGAUGGAUGUUAUAUAUCCCUAAAUAGCAAUAAGCUCCUCUUUGAAAAGGAUUUUAGAGAUGGUAUAUGUGACAGCAUAUCAGAAGUUAUAAGAAAAUAGAGCAAAUUGUGA